This is a messenger RNA of Linum trigynum, 1329 nucleotides long. NCBI's taxonomy places the organism in Eukaryota, Viridiplantae, Streptophyta, Magnoliopsida, Malpighiales, Linaceae. The record is from the annotation of a GenBank genome assembly.
UACUCUAUCUCUGGCGUAAGGAUCACAAGAUUACAUAAACCCUUUCCUUGGAGAUUCCUUUUCCUUUUCAUUAUUUCAGUAGUAGUGUGAUGGAACGAGCCGGAAGGGCGCGAUGGUGGGCUGGAGGGGUAGUAUUGGCAUUAUGCUGCUGCUGCUGCUGGAGCUUCGCAGACGCGGCAGGCAGGAGGCAUGCCACGUCACUCGCCCCUCCAAUGGUGAAACGAAGCAUUAAUGGUGGUGACAACGCCGGCAGCGGGAAUAAUGCCAAAGGCCGUUACCAGGUUUUCAUCGGCGGUUACGCUGGCGGCGGUGGUGCUGGAUUCCCCGGCUACUCUGGUGGCGGUGGUGGAUACGGUGGGCCCGACGUUGGAGACGGUUACGGCGGCGGCAGCGGUAGUACUGGAGUUGGACAAGGUGGGGCGCCUCGUGGUGCUGGUUCUGGAGGUGGGUUCGGCUUUGGGUCUGGGACUGGAUCUGGAUCAGGAGCUGGGCCGUACGAUGACGGAAGUGGCGGGCUGGGAUUUGGGUUUGGGCCUGGUAUGGGGUCGGGGUCCGGAUACGGGUAUAGUGAGAGUGGGCCGAGCGGACGUCAUGGAGGGGAGGGUGGGGGCAGCAGAAGGCCAUAAUUAGAUUCCAGAGUAGGCCCAAGUACUGCCUAUCUUUUUGUUUGGGGAAUAAAGGGAAAUAUAGUUUCUCAUUGUGAUAAUGAUAGAAUGUGUCCCAUUUAGGUCUCAAGUUAUGAGUUUAUCCCUCUGCUUUCUUCCUUUCUGGUUUUUUUUUUCCUCUUUAUUUUAAGUUGCUUAAGCCAAGUGUGUGGUUUACUUCUUCUUCCCUUUUAUUAAGUUGUAAUAAGAAAGAGUUUUCCCUCUGCAUGGUGAUAUGAACUUUUUGUGGUGCCGGUGCAGAUUAAGAGAUUCGAAUACGAGAUUCCAAAUUUAAAACUAAUGUUAUAACCACUGGACCAAGCCUCCUCCUAAUCUCUUGGAUGAGGAGCAGGAUUAACAAAUACAGAAAAGGGUUUCAUGGAUGAGCCAGAGUUGGUUGAAGGAUGCUGCAAUAACUGAAUCCCCAUCACUGCUCGGCCAGGCUUCAUUGAAUAUCACAAACUGACAAACCUAAGCAAGCAAGCAAGCUUCCUUCCUCAAAAGAAAAGCUUUAAUGGCGACGACAACAACAUUCGGCUACGUUUGCUUGCUCUUAAUGUUGUACCUGUAAGAUCCGCACCAACUCCACCCACAACAGAACUAAAUGCUCUAUGGUUGGCUUUUUCCUUAUAUCCAUCUCCGUUGUUUUCAGUGAUAUAUACAUAAAUUAAGAUUAUCCAUCUUU